Molecule: messenger RNA, 2619 nt
Organism: Juglans regia (Persian walnut)
Lineage: Eukaryota; Viridiplantae; Streptophyta; Magnoliopsida; Fagales; Juglandaceae
Product: heterogeneous nuclear ribonucleoprotein 1-like
Exons: 4
Coding region: 557-1984 (475 amino acids)
Molecular function (GO): RNA binding
Source: RefSeq, a predicted model, not a curated record
CAUCUCCUGUCAUCCCUCUUGGUCCUCCAAAUAUUCUUACACCAGAUGAUUUUGCCACUCUCUCUCUCUCUCUAUAAAUUUUGCAGCCCAAUCCUCAGCAACAAAUUUCAUUUCUUUUGAUUUAGUUAAGGGAUGCGCAAUAACCAGCGAAAAUAUAUAUAAAAAAAAAAAAAAAAGAUAGGUAGAGACUAGAGAGAGAGAUAUAUAUAUAUAGAGGAGCACAUCCUCUGUUUCCAUUACCAUUAGUCCUCUUCUUAGAUCUUAGUUUUCUCUCAUUUCCUCAUCCGUUUCCUCCGCAUAUGGUAAAACGCUCUCUUUCUCCCAUUUCCUUGAUCUCUUUAGGAAAAUUGGAUCCUUUUUUUAAUCUGUAUCUUUGAUCCACCGGAAUUUUUGUCAUUCUGUGCUUAAUUUUAAUUUUUGGGUCGUUAGGAAUUCUGGGUGUGUUCUGAUUGGUUUACCAAGGUUCCGAUGGUAUUAAAUCAAUUGUUAUAGUACCCACUUCGUGUUUUGAUCGGAGCACCAACCCAAUCCUAUCUGAAUUCCCACUAAAGAAAAGAUGGAAUCAGAUCUUGGAAAACUCUUCAUUGGUGGGAUUUCUUGGGACACAGAUGAAGAACAUCUCAAAGAUUAUUUUAGCAAAUAUGGGGAGGUGGUUGAGGCAGUGAUCAUGAGAGAUCGUGCCACCGGUCGUGCUCGCGGCUUUGGUUUCAUUAUCUUUGCGGAUCCUGCUGUUGCAGAAAGCGUCAUCAUGGAUAAGCACAUGAUUGAUGGCCGCACAGUUGAAGCAAAGAAGGCUGUUCCUAAGGAUGGCCAGCACAUUUUAAAUAGAAACACUGGUAGUUUUCUUGGUUUUCCAGGUCCUGGACGUACCAAAAAGAUUUUUGUUGGAGGUUUAGCAUCCACUGUCACAGAGAGCUACUUUAAGAGAUACUUUGAUCAGUUUGGUACAAUUACCGAUGUUGUAGUUAUGUAUGAUCACAACACCCAGAGGCCAAGAGGCUUUGGCUUCAUCACUUAUGAUUCUGAGGAUGCAGUGGAUAGAGUGCUGCAUAAACAGUUUCAUGAACUGAAUGGUAAGAUGGUUGAGGUCAAGAGGGCAGUCCCCAAAGAGCUGUCCCCAGGGCCCAGCCGGAGCCCUCUUAUAGGAUAUAACUAUGGUUUGAGUAGGGCGAAUAGUUUCCUUAACAGUUAUUAUAAUGUGAGCCCAGUUGGAGGUUACGGAGUCAGGAUGGAUGGAAGGUUUAAUCAAGUUGCAAGUAGUCGAGGUGGGUUUUCCCCAUUUGGUACAACUGGUUAUGGAAUGGGUUUGAAUUUGGAGCUAGGGCUGAGCCCAAGUUUCGUUGGCAGUUCCAACUUUGGCAAUAGUCUUGGAUAUGCACGGAUGUUGAGUCCUUAUUAUAGUGGUAGUUCAAACAGGUAUAGUACUCCUAUUGGGUAUAGUGGGGGUAAUGGUAGAGGUGGUUCUCUUUCAAGCUCAACCAAUCGGAAUGUAUGGGGAAGCGGGGAUCUUAACAAUGUUGCGAACCUUUCCAGCCCUGUUACUUACUUGGAUUCUGGAAGUGGGGCUUUUGGGGAUUUUGGAAAUAGCAGUGCAAAUUGGGGCCCUUCUCCUGUUUCAACCCAAGGUGGAGGGAGUCCUCCCGGUUAUAAUAGCGGGAGUAUUGGGUUUGGCAAUGGAGACAGUGGCUUUGGGUUGGGAGGGGGAGUGUAUCGAAGAAACAGUAGCUCAAGUGUAGCACAAUCAUCAUUAUCAUUUGCUGCAUCAACUGCAGGCUAUGAGGGGUCCUAUGGUGAUUUGUAUCAUAGUGGUUCAAUUUAUGGUGAUUCAACUCGGCGGUCUGCAACUCCUGAGCUGGACAUUUCUGGAUCAUUUGGUUAUGGGCUUGGCAAUAUAUCUUCAGAUGUUACCAGCCAAAGUCCUGAGGGUUAUAUUGGAAGUUACAAUGUCACAAGUAGACAACCGAAUAGAGGAAUUGCUGCAUAGGAGAUUUGUUAUGUGGAUAUCGCAUUGUAACUGUAGGCUAAGAGAUACUGGUGAAACAGGUGAAGGAUUCUGAAUUUCAUAAAUUUCACUACAAAGAUAAUUUAGCUUACAAGGAAGUUGAUCGUAUAAAGCUAGCUAGUGAGGUUCCUGGAUUUGAAGUACACUUAUUCGAGAGAGAGCAGUUACAAGGUAUUUGUGUAAGGUUUGGGAUUUCUUUCUUCUUUCUUCUCUCUUCAGAGCUUAGGUUCCUUUCAAGGAAUUUGGUUGAGGUGUAAAAUCAGAUUGAGGGAUAAAUACUCAGGAAGGUUGGUUCCAAUUAAUGUAUCAUGCAUCUCUGAUGAGGCGCACCAUCGGUUUUGUGUUUUAGAAGAAAAUAGAGUGCUGAUAUUUUUUUUUUUUGGCUGCUGUAAUGCCUGGCAAAGUUGCCGGUUCUUUUCAUAUUGCUUGUGGGAUUUGGUUUUUUUUUUUCCAUUGUUGGGAUUUGUUAUUUGUUUAUCUCAGCUUGUAUGUGAGGUUCAGGUUGAUUACUAGUGUGAAACAUUAUAGGGAUGUCCUUCUAGGAUCCCCAUCAAAUAAGUUACUGAAUAUUUCGGUUCAUUUUCUAAUUGGACAUUUACAGAGAAGUUUAUACUUGA